This is a messenger RNA of Strigops habroptila (Kakapo), 5710 nucleotides long. RefSeq names its product glucose-6-phosphatase catalytic subunit 2 (gene G6PC2). Gene Ontology annotation, molecular function: glucose-6-phosphatase activity. Gene Ontology annotation, cellular component: membrane. The transcript has 7 exons. Lineage: Eukaryota; Metazoa; Chordata; Aves; Psittaciformes; Psittacidae. The record is from RefSeq and is a predicted model, not a curated record. The coding region runs from base 416 to 1315 and encodes 299 amino acids. Gene Ontology annotation, biological process: glucose 6-phosphate metabolic process; gluconeogenesis.
GUCCGCUGUGGCGUGAGGUCGAGACGCCAUGUCGGGCAGGGACGAGUGGUGUUGCCGCCAUGGGGUCCUUCGGGCUUGCGGCGGGGGUCGGUGCCCGUGCUGCGAGGGCGAAGCAGCUGUGAGUCGGCCCCCUUCCCUUGCGAAGUGCUUGUUCGGAUUAAAACGUGUUCUUAGGGCCCGCUGAAGGGAUGCCCGCUGCGGCGGGGAGUGUGGUCGGUCGAGGUGGAAAGCCUGACCGGGUUUACGGUUCCGUACUGAACGAAACCAGACUUGAGCCGGGGAGCAGGCAACACUUAAUGAAGUAUACACAUUACUGAUGUCCAUCCUGCAGAGAAAUGAACUGUGAGAAAAUUCAAGCAAACAUGUUCCAACUGUUCAUAGAGAGGAUUGCCUCAACCAAGUGGUUGGUACUAAAAUGAUAUGGGUGGCAGUCAUUGGUGAUUGGUUCAACCUCAUAUUUAAAUGGAUUUUAUUUGGCCAUCGCCCAUACUGGUGGGUGCAAGAAACAAUGAUUUAUCCCAAUCAGUCAAGCCCAUGCCUUGAACAGUUUCCUAUAACAUGUGAAACUGGACCAGGAAGCCCAUCCGGACAUGCCAUGGGAUCUUCUUGCGUCUGGUAUGUAAUGGUCACUGCAGCACUUAGCUACACAGUUAGAUGGAAAGAUAAAUCAGCAGUUAGCCUUCACAGACUGACAUGGUCAUUCCUCUGGAGUAUUUUUUGGAUUAUCCAGAUCAGUGUGUGCAUCUCGAGAGUAUUCAUAGCAACGCAUUUCCCUCAUCAAGUUAUUCUUGGAGUAUUUGCUGGCAUUCUGGUGGCAGAAGCAUUUGAGCAUACCCCUGCUAUUCAGACAGCAAGCUUGAGAAUGUACAUCAAGACAAACUUGUUUCUUUUCAUCUUUGCCCUUGGCUUUUAUCUGGUCCUCAAGCUUCUUGAUAUUGACUUGCUAUGGUCUGUUCCAAAGGCCAAGAAGUGGUGUGCCAACCCAGACUGGAUAAACAUUGACACAACUCCAUUUGCUGGACUGGUGAGGAAUUUAGGUGCGCUCUUUGGCUUAGGUCUUGGAAUUAAUUCUGAAAUGUUCAUCACGAGCUGUAGAGGUAAAAAUAGCUGUAAGAUAAGUUUCCGUGUGCUGUGUGUAACUGCUUCUUUAGCUACACUGCAGCUGUAUAAUUUUGUUAAGAUACCUACUCAUACUGAAUAUUUGUUCUACAUUCUCUCUUUUUGUAAGAGUGCAGCUAUGCCUUUGACUGUAGUUGCCUUGGUUCCGUACUGUGUCCACUCAUUAAUGAGGACAACUGAAAAGAAACUUAAUUAGAUACAGUUUCCAGAUGGUUAGCAAUGGGGGGAUGGAUAUGAACUGGUCAAGAACCCUCAACAAAAGGCAAUUUUGCCAACUCAUUUUAACCCAAGGGGAUGCUGCUGCAUCUUUGAUGUGCUUCUGGUAAGUAACUAGUGCAUCCCACAUCAGUGCAUUCAAGAAUGAGCUUGCCAGCUCAGGAAUACUAAUUGGUGAAUUUUUUUUUUUUCCUAGAAGUAUUGCAACCACACUGCAGUAUGGUUAGAAAUGACCCAAUACUCUGGGUCAUAACAAAGUUUUAAUCAACUACUUGGUGGUCUUUUAGUUCUGUCCAUCUCCAGCUAGAUGGUGCUUUGAGCCUCAGUUGUACAUAGUGAUACUCAAUAUUUAAUUUUUUUUUAUAUAUAGAUAAUUGUGUGUUAAACUGCUAGAGAAGGGGGUGAUAGUAUCACACUCCCUCCAACUGUACAGCUGUACCAGGCACUGUGGAAAAGGCCAGCAUAGUUAUAAACAAGGCUUUAGAGUUAACUUACUUAUUGAGCUUCCUGAGCAAAACAGCUUCUGAUUAAGCCGGGGGGGGGGGGGGGGGGGGGGGGGGGAGAAGUUUAUUUCUAUUAUUACACUCUGUAGAAUAUAUUUUUGCGCUACUGUGUGGCUUUUGUCAUUUCUGCUUUUUGAAAGUGGUCACAUAAAUCAUGAAUGAUACAGAUUACACCUUUGACAUUGAAAAUGCGUAAAUAUGGUGUAACAAAAGUUUGGGUUUUGUACAUCUGCACAGAGCAACAAAGGAAGAACCUUGUCAAUAAUGAAAUCAUCUCAGCACAUCACCUCAAGAAUGUUGUUCAAGCUCCGUGUUGCAAAGGUAAAUUAGUCUAGUUCUCUCAGGUCAAGUCACACGCCUGAAUCGCUGGUAGCAGUUGAGUAAAUCAUGCCAAUGUGAUUGCAGCCUGUCAUUGCAAGUUUAUAUCCUUGUCAGCUUUGUUUACCUAAGUUACACAAGUAACUGAUAUGUUAAAUACGUUUGCUAUAUAAAAUGGAUACGCUAAAUAAGCAAAGGCAGGUAUUUUCCUUUUUUAUUCAUUAUGCAGCAUCUACUAUUGCAUAUUCCUUUUCAGUGCAUAAUCUUAAAGCAAUAUUUUGCUGAUGCCAUCUCAUAAGACAUAGUAUACAAGCACCAUAAAGCGAUAAUGUGGGUAAUGAGGGCAGUGUAUGUAUGAUCUGAUAGUAGUAAGGCUUAGAAGAUAUAAACAUGAUAUUGCUUCUAGACUUCCAGUUAGUUGUGUGGUAAUUGAAAUGGAACAAACCUUAUUUAAUUGGGAAAAUAGGUGAAUAGUUGGAUUUGGCCCUUAGGAAUGAACGUGGUACAAAUUACAGAAGCAAAUCUGAAACAAGCAUCCUUACUUAAGUGCCUCCUAAGAAUGCCUUAAGAAAAUUAAUCAUCCGGUUUUAACAGCCUGAGGAGUACUGUGCUUUAUGCAUCUCCUGCUGUCUUCUUAAAUGGUUCUCUGAACCCUUUUUUCCCACAGCAGCUGGCCUGAAGCCAGUCUGUUCUAUAAUUGUGACUCCUGAAGCAAAAUUACUAAGCUAAUGGGACUAGAAGCAAAUGAUGAAGUACAAAGACAGCUAUGACAGUAAUUUCUCUCAUGUUCAAGUUGCUCUGUGCUUUGUUAUUAUUUCCUACUGGCGAGGUGGCCUACAGAGGCAUCAUGAAACUCUAGAUUGGUCUGGGUAUCCUUCUAUUCCUCAUUCCUGGCCAACACUAAGGGAUUUGUAGGAGCAGACAUCGCAUUUCUAAGUUCCUAACACAUGAGGGUCUGUGCUUCCCAAUACUAACAGAAGAAUCUUGGGAUAGACACAACCAUAAAUGUAGAACGAUGAUGAGUAUUUCUGCAGUAUUGUUCUAGGUCCUGUACAAACAUGUGAGAAGACAUGGGUUCUCACUUGCUUUCUUGGUGUCCUGUUAAUUCUGCCCCCAACAUCAGUGUUUCAGGGAAAGGGGCAAAGAUCAGUUUCCUGUCUGAACCACCUCUUAUUCUUUCUACAGCUAUUAAAACAUUACUAAAACCAAGAAUGGUGGGGAAACUGAAUAAAUUAAGUUAGUUUGAUUUUUAUCGGUAACUUCAGAAAUGAACCUAUGGAUAAAGUAAUGGCAGUAGAGUAGGACACUUUCUGUCUGAGCUGAGUGUGUUAGGCUGUAGUUUUGUGCAGCUGCCUGAAGAAUCUCCAGAGAGGGCUCCCAAAACGUCUAAGUUAGCCUUUCCCAGAGUGGUGGGAUAAACAAGUAUCAGGAUUAUAAUGUUAUAUUUUGAUAGAGCUAGAAUUGUAAAUUAGGAGCCAGCCAUUUAUUAGAUACAGUGAAAUAGGCCUUCAUCUCUCUUUAUCGGGCUUUUGUGAAUUGAUCACAGUUAAAAAUUAUGCUUCAAGCCUUAUGUAUUAAGAUUGUGUGGCACCCUAACUGAGAGCUAUUAACUUGAUAAUCAUUUAAACUGUAACUUCACCAAACUUUUGCAGCCUUUCAUAUGGUUAAUAUUUGGAACAGCUAGAGAGUGUGGACACUUGCACAAUUAUGGGCUGAACUACUCACUUUUGCUAAUAAUGCAGUUUUUCAGCCGCCCCAUUCCCUGUUACGGUUUCCUGAUGGAAGGACUGGCCACAGACAGGCUGUUCCUGCUCAGAAUAGUCUAGCUGGAGUAGGGGCUGUAUUUGCAGUGUAGUUACUCAGGUGCCAUCCCAAAAUAUAUUUAUCCAGAGGAAUAGGGUGGUGAGAAAACCAGAUCAUGCAGUUGCUAGGGACCAUGCAGAGAAACAUACAGCAGGACACACCAACCACCACCAUCAGUUACUUCUGUCAACUCAGGGUUGGCUCUGCAAGACAUAAGCUCUGCUCUUGUCACCAAGCUCCAGGACUGGGAGAUCUUACCUGUGAGGCAGCUGCAGAGGAAAGGCCAGCCCAACUCUGUACUGUGCAGUCAAAGCUUGUCACUCAUGCCCAGAUGGUGUAGCUCCACUUGGACUUUAAUCCCUUCACACAGGUACUGAAGGGCUUUAUAAUCAACUGGUCAAUAGCACACAGAUACGAAGUGGCAGGAGAUGGCACCCAAAAAUUGUAAUACCAAUGUGUUUGUGUACAGCAUGAUUGUUGUCUGUUCUACAGGAACACUUCCCAAUACACAGCUCCCACUAUUUACUAGUUGCCUAAAAAUAGGAUGGUUGUAUGAUGAAGAGCUGUAGUAGUACCUCCCAGCAGGGCCCAUGUAGCUGUGCUCCUGCAAAGAGAUAGCAGGCUCCUUUGGAGGCAGGGACUACUCUAGUUGCAUUGGCCUUCUCACCAGCUCUGUCCUGCAUGGCAGACCCUUGUGAGAAAUAUGAUCCAAAAUCACAGAAAUACUUGUUACCUGCUGCAAGAUACCCAUCUGCUUGUCUGAAGGGUAAGAGGUGAAGCACUAAAGCACAAGAGCCAGUAAAAAAAUACUAUUUAUUGGUAUAAUUUGGACCACAAAAGUGGUGUUCUUUUUGCAGAAAGAAUUAUGGACUAAGUACAUGGUCACUGUAGUUUUUAAUAAAGUUGUUAUUUUUCCAUGACCUAAUAUAAAUUAAAUAUCUUACAGGUAUGUCAAUAGGUUAUUCAUAGUCACUCUGUCAAUAGUUUCAGUCCUGAGCCAUCCAACUAAUUAUUGCUCUGAAACAUAAAAAGGCUAAAAAGAUUAAACUAUGAGGCAAAUAAUUCAGCUUCCUCUUUCAUUUUCAGUUAAAGAUUAAAACACAGACUUCCUUGGCAAAACAGUAUUUCAGUGUCAGCUAUGUGAGUUCAGCUGGGUCUGUUGAAGCAAUUCUAUUAAUGGAGUUGUACAAAAGUUGAAAUUGUUUCUUUCUGCCUGGAAUUAAGGGAUGUAUCCUAAUAUAAAGUGUUCAUCCUCACAGCUCCAUUCAAGUUUGCAGUAGCUGGUACUGUGGUGUGGAUUUAUAAGGAACUCCAUUGUGCUGGGAUUUGUUCUAAAGUGGGUGAACCUCCCCCCCAGCUGCAGCUUUUAGGACAUGGAGAAUGACUUUUCCAGCUAAUACUCUACGAUUCAAAAUCGAGAGUUAAAGUUUGAAAGAAAUUUAGACUUCCUGUCUCUCUGCUUUGUCUCCAGGGGCCUAAAAGUCACUGAAGGGAAGAGUCCUGUUGUCCUGCAGACAAUAACCAAUAACAUAUUUCAGAGAAAAUAGCAAUAGACCUUAUAACAAACUGUUACAGAGACAAGCUUCUGCCAAAAGAUACUCCCUGACCUUUGUCAUUUCUGAAUUAAUUGUGCCUCUAUUUAUCAGCUCUGUUUAAUACAAAGAGCUAAUUAUGGCUAUUUUUUCCACCUUUACUGAAUAUACUUAUGAUUUCUGUAAAAAUCCUCGUCAUUGUCUUUCCUUCUGAAAAAA